ACUGCUUGUGGGAUCUCCUUCACGGCUUCACAUCUUUUAAACCAUGGGGAGUGGAUCAUUGGAGCCUUCAUUAACCUUUUUGGAAGCAUUGCUAUCAACUUUGGAACCAACCUUCUUAAAUUAGGUCAUAAUGAGAGAGAGAGGCAUUCUGUGCUAGAAAGUGACGGAACAAGUGGAAAGCUUCCUUUGAAGCCUAUUAUAUACUUUCACACUUGGAGAGUUGGAAUUUUAUUUUUCCUUCUUGGAAAUUGCCUUAAUUUCAUUUCCUUUGGAUAUGCCGCUCAGUCUCUUCUUGCGGCCCUGGGAUCUAUUCAAUUUGUGUCCAAUAUUGCAUUUGCUUAUUUUGUGUUGAACAAAAUGGUCACUGUCAAUAUACUUGUUGCCACGGCUUUUAUUGUCCUAGGAAACAUUUUUCUUGUUGCUUUUGGCAACCAUCAGUCACCUGUUUAUACACCAGAACAGUUGGCGGAGAAAUACAGCAACAUUACAUUCCUUCUUUACUGUGUGAUUUUGAUCGUCAUUGUUACCUUACAUCACUCCAUCUACCGGAGAGGAGAGCUUAUGCUUACCGUUUCUGGGCAUGACCUUAGACCAUUUUGGCAUAUGCUGCUUCCUUUUUCCUAUGCUAUAGUUUCAGGUGCUGUAGGAUCAUGCUCAGUAUUAUUUGCAAAAUCUCUUUCUAAUCUGUUACGAUUGGCGAUGUAUAGUGGUUAUCAAUUACACGGCUGGUUCACGUACUCCAUGCUUCUUUUAUUUCUUAGUACAGCUGGAUUCUGGAUGACAAGGUUAAAUGAAGGAUUGUCUCUGUUCGAUGCAAUUCUUAUUGUUCCCAUGUUUCAGAUUGCUUGGACUUUCUUCUCCAUUUGUACAGGAUUCAUAUACUUUCAAGAAUAUCAGGUAUUUGAUGCACUAAGGACAACAAUGUUCAUACUUGGAAUGAUGUCUGUCUUCAUAGGCAUUUCUUUGCUGGCACCUGAUGAAUCAAAAGGUAGCGACGGCAAAGAUAAUUCAUCUUUAGUUUCUGUGGUGUCUUCAAGCAUUUCAACAGAAGUGGAUAGGCUGGUUGAGCCUUCUGAAGAUGCACAUAGUAAAGACGCGAGAUCAUUUGUGCAAGUAGUGCUGAUGAAGAUUACAGAUAUAAUAGCCAAGGCAAAGAGUGCUUGUGCAUUAUCACUAGGUAUUGGGGAAGAUUCAAUCAAUGCAUCCGCAGUUCUUGUGAUGCCCAUGGUGUCAUCAAAGAUAACAGGCUUUAGAGGAAGUAGGUUUGACCGGGCCAAGAUUAUGUCCUUAAGAAAUUCCGGUUGGACUAGGAUCUCGCUGGAUGAAGAUGCUGCAAAAAUGACCGACAAAAGCGCAGGGUUCUCAGAUAACCUGUAAUAGGAGUAUCAACAAGUCUUGAUCUCCCCCAUAAGUUUUUUUUUUUUUUUUGUACUCUUAAUUUGUUUAGGGUCCAUUAUUAUACCACUUAUCCAGAAUUCCUCGUCUCAAAAUUGUGAUAUGUUGUAGUAUUGUAUAUACUUGUCACAUAAUUGAAAGAGGAGAGUAUUUUUUGUUGGGACGUUGUAUCAAAAUUAAAUGUUUAACUGAAAUAUCCAUUUGUCUACAUUAGCAAUCUAGAAUUUACA
Molecule: messenger RNA, 1625 nt
Organism: Juglans microcarpa x Juglans regia
Lineage: Eukaryota; Viridiplantae; Streptophyta; Magnoliopsida; Fagales; Juglandaceae
Product: probable magnesium transporter NIPA8
Exons: 13
Biological process (GO): magnesium ion transport
Cellular component (GO): membrane
Molecular function (GO): magnesium ion transmembrane transporter activity
Source: RefSeq, a predicted model, not a curated record